UAAUGUGGACUGUUGCCUUCGGAUUGGUCUAUUUAUCACGUCAAUUCAAACGUGGGCCAAUCCCUAACAACACCAACUCCCAACAACAAGAACGCACGGCGGACCACCACGGAAAACUGUUACUGCCGGUUGCCGGGAUGGCGAAAUACAAACUCUUUCUGCUGAGGCACGGGGAGGGGGCGUGGAACAUAGAGAACCGCUUCUGCAGUUGGGUGGACCAGAAGUUGAGCGAGGCUGGCGUGAAGGAGGCCCAGGAAUGCGGUCGACUGCUGAAGAAGCGAGGGUAUGAAUUCGACCAGGUGUUCACCUCACUGCUGAGCCGCUCCGUCCACACCGCCUGGCUGGUCCUGGAGGCCAUGGGGCAGGAGUGGGUGCCCGUGGUCAAGUCCUGGCGGCUGAACGAGCGCCACUAUGGCGCCCUGAUCGGGCUGAACCGGGCGGAGAUGGCCCUCAACCACGGGGAAGCCCAGGUUAAAAUAUGGAGGAGGAGCUACGACGUCACGCCGCCUCCCAUCCCGGAAUCGCACCCUUACUUUUUUGAAAUCUACAACGACCGCAGGUACACCUCCUGCGAUGUGCCCAAAGAGAGCCUACCCCGGUCAGAGAGCCUGAAGGACGUCCUGGAUAGACUCUUGCCCUACUGGGAAAACGUGAUUGUGCCAGAAAUCAAGAAAGGCCAAACGGUACUGAUCUCGGGGCACGGAAACAGCUGCAGAGCCCUGCUGAAACACAUCGAAGGGAUCUCGGAUGAGGAUAUUGUCGGCGUUACUCUGCCCACCGGAAUUCCGAUACUCCUGGAGCUGGACGAGGACCUCCGCCCUGUGAGGCCGCGGCAGCUCCUGGGAGAUCAGGAGAAGAUCCAGGCCGCCAUCAAAAAGGUGGAGGACCAGGGGAAGGCCAAGCGAACAGGAAAGUGAGGGGCGGGGAGGUUAGCAGAGCUGGUGUGUGCCAAGAAAUGCUUGUGUGGCUCAAGAUAUGACACGGUCACACCUCGUAGCUGUUUUUGUUUUUGCCUUGAUAUUCAGACCCAGGAAACCAGGUGAAGUGAGAUAACUGUGUAAUUAACUGCUUUAAUUGAUCAAUUAAGUGUGAGUAACAAUGAAAGCCCUCCAGUGGCUUUCCAGGACCAGGAGUGAGGGCCACUGACACAUAGGUAAUGAUCCAUAUUGGCUUCCCUUUGAUUGAUCUACUACUGACCUAUUCUGCUUUGACAUAACAUAAGAAAUGAUCAUAUUUGGUGUAAGCAGGUUCGGGUAAGCUACUAGUACAAAGUUUGCAGCAUAGGUUUGUAAUAUUGUGGCAUUUUGCAAUAACUAGGGGUAGGUAGUUACACUGGUUUUCUUUUUUUUGUUUUGGGUUUUUGCACUACCAUACUGUGUAAUUGUGUGGUCAUCCAUUUAAUCUUUUCCAAAUUCUUUCCAUAUUUCUGGUGGUCCCUGAAAAGCAUGUAACCCAGGAGGAACCAUUGUGGACCUAAAAAGCACACUUUUCCCUUUAGCAUAAUUUCUUAUUUUUCUGAAAAGGGAGCACAGCUUAACUUUCCAUCCAACUGGCAUACUGUACAUUCAUGAAGAAGCGUAGCUGAAACAUUCGUUUUCAUUCCUAAGCAGAGAUGUUUAAAAUAACACCCUAUUUGAGCAGCACCACAUUUAUGUAAAUGGUAAAUGGUUGGAAUUUAUAUAGCGCCUUUAUCCAAAGCGCUGUACAAUUGGUGCUUCUCCAUUCACCCAUUCAUACACACACUUGCACACUGACGGCGAUUGGCUGCCAUGCAAGGCACCGACCAGCUCGUCAGGAGAAUUUAGGGGUUAGGUGUCUUGCUCAGGGGCACUUCGACACAGCCUGGGCGGGGGAUCGAACCGGCAACCCUCCGACUGCCAGACGACUGCUCUUACUGCCUGAGACAUGUCGCCAUUGUGCGUUUGCCAUAGUUUCCUUAGUCAUUGACUUUGGCUUUAACUGCAAUUAAUGCAUUAAUGAAGGUACUGUAUAUUGCAUCAUACAGUAUAAGGAAGUGCUGCCAGUUCUAUCUUUGUUAUUUAAAUGACAUUCCAUUUACGUAGGCAAAGCAUUGUACUCGGUAUUGAGGAAGUAAAGGACACAAAGUGGUCUGUUUUGGUUUGUUUGAAGACAUAGGUGCCUUCAGUAGCUUCUCUGCCAUGACUUUCUGCAAGAAUAGCUCCUCCAUUAUUGUGCAGUUUUACCUCAUGAGUAAACAACUGCAUUUUCUACUGAAACAAUAACUUAAUUCAUAGUCUGGCCCAUUUGAGCCAGCACCUGCUAUGUACUUGUUCUCUACAUGCAUUGUAUUGGUCUUUACAGAUUUAGACCUAUCACAGCACUUAAUCACUGAAGUUUACCUCACUUUGAAUUAACUGCUUCAGUGGUAUCAGCCCAAGACUAAGAAAUGGAUGGCGGCUGGUUUUAUUCAUAUGAGGAAACUUUGUGAACAAUAUUUAUGAAAAAUCUUUUUUAAGAAUGCACUUUGAAAAACAAGACAUUUAUUAUAAUUAAAUGAACUUGUGAAAUUGGACGAAUUUCGAAGGCUGCAAUCCCUUCUUCCCACUUGAAAUAUUUUUGGAUGAGUAACUAAAAGUGACAUUCAUUUAAAUAUUAAUGUGUGAUUAUGAGUUGUGUGAUUGCAAGAGGAGGUUAUUAAUCAAAGCGCACAGCUGCUUAAAUUGAAGCCAUCAUUAGAUGCCAUAAGCUGAUCCGUAUUCGUUCGUAUGUAUAAUUGUUACAAAAAUAUGGCAGUAGUUGUAAGAAGCCAACCACUUUAAGUGCUGAUAGAGCUGUCUUCUUUUGUUACUAAUAUAAAGUCAUCAAAUAGUUUGUGAUUAAAUCAUUAAUUGUCAAUGUAGUAUUUUGCCAAAAAACUCUUUUUUAAAUUAAUAUGGCCCCCACCCGAUGCACUGUUUAAUUUUUAUUUAUUUUGAAACCAGCAGAUGGGAUUCUAGUUUUUUUUAAAGAAGAUUCUGUUACAUUUACAAAAUAAAAUAUAGUAUUUUAGAUAUGGCCUAUAUUAUAAUAUUUGCAUUCUGUUACACAUGAAAUAUGCAGCAUUUAAUGUUGUUUGAUUUAAUGCAUUCAUUGUACUGUGAAAUUCAAUGUAUUUAUUUCCUAGCGUAUAAGCAUGUACAUUUGUAGCACUUUUUAUUAAGUGUGUUUUUAUCAGAUUAACUUGGAAUAGUGAUCAUACCCCAGUGUGCACUCUUAAGUAGUUGUCAUAUUCCAAAAGAAAAUGCACUGUAUAAUUCCAUUGUUAACAAAAGAGUACUGAUAACAUGUUAUUGCCGCAUGGAUGCCCAGUACAGGUUUUGUUUGAAUAUGUUCAAAAGGGCUGUCUCACCUCAUGGCUUGUCUGUAGUUUCGUUUUUUUUGUUUUGUGUCUUUUCAUGUUUUUAUUUCAGGGAACCACUGUGAAUGUUAACCUGUGUUAAAAGGUAGAAUUAAGUACCGUAGACACCUGUGUUCGUAUUGUGUAUUCCCCUUUGCAUUGAAACUCGGUUAACUUGUUUUUAAUUGAUUUGAAAUCUGUAUGUGCAGAAUUGGCUCACAUGGACUUGUUUCGAAGAUGUUCACAUAUUGUGAUAACAACCCUCUCCAAAACUAACCUGACCAAAUAAAAAACAAGUAUAUAAUUAA
Conger conger (European conger) is the source of this 3645-nucleotide messenger RNA. Its product is annotated as bisphosphoglycerate mutase-like. The record is from RefSeq and is a predicted model, not a curated record. NCBI's taxonomy places the organism in Eukaryota, Metazoa, Chordata, Actinopteri, Anguilliformes, Congridae. Gene Ontology annotation, molecular function: intramolecular phosphotransferase activity. Bases 3 to 917 code for a protein of 304 amino acids. Gene Ontology annotation, biological process: glycolytic process. The transcript is spliced from 3 exons.